AUGGAUUAUAUGUGGAUUCGUGGCUCUACUCAGUACUAUUUCGAUUCUAAGAGAUCAAGUUUAUUGUUGAAUUCAUUUAUUCUAGGUGCAUUAUGUUAUGCUGAGAUCGGAACAGUAAUACCGCUGAGUGGUGCUGAAUUAGCCUACAUGAAAGAAGGUAAUUGUACAAUCAACUAUGGAACUGUUGAUCAAUCGAUCUGUAAUAUAGGAAUUGGAUCAGUUCAUGCUCGAACGGGUGAUAUACUUGCCUUUGUUUUCAGUUGGGCAAAUACAUUUAUUAUUCUACCAUCAACCGCUGCUAUUCUCACACUAACAUUUUCAACGUAUUUCCUUUCGGGAAUUAUGGAUAAUUGUGGUCCACCUGCUGAAUUAGUAAAAAUGACAGCUAUUUUUGCUAUUGUCGUUCUCGCUAAUGUCAAUGCGUUCAGUGUUACAGCAGCUAAUCGUCUAAACAUAGUGUUUACUCUGUGCAAAGUAGUGACAAUCUUGGUUAUUGUGACAGCUGGUCUUGUACGAAUUGGACAAGAAAAUUUGAAACAUUCUUUUCAUGGUACAACAAACAAACCGUUAAGAAUUGCCCUUGCCUUCUAUUCAGGACUCUGGGCUUAUAGUGGAUGGGGUAGCUUAACGACAGUAACAGAAGAACUGAAAAAUCCGAAAAAAAAUUUAUGGUUAUCAAUUGUCGUGGCUCUGCCAAUAGUGAUCGUUCUGUAUGUUCUUACCAAUAUAUCGUAUUUUACAGUAAUGACAAAAUCUGCAUUGCUCAGUUCAAACGCUGUUGCUAUGACGUGGGGUGAAGUGGUAUUAGGGUCAGUUGCUCGUGUAUUACCAAUAUUGAUAGCCUUGAGUGCAUUGGGUAGCGCAAAUGGAUUGACUUAUACGAGUGCUCGGUAUUGUAUGGUUAGUGCACGUUAUGGAUAUUUGCCAGAAAUAUUUUCGUAUAUACAAAAACAGCGAUUAACACCGUUGCCUGGUAUUAUAUUUCAGACGAUUCUUGCGAUAAUCUAUUGCAUUCCGAGUGAUAUUGAAGGUCUGAUCAAUUAUUUCAGUUUUGUGUCUUGGCUUUUCUGCGGAUUAACAUUUGUCGCUACACUUUGUUGCAAAUUCACAAAACGUGAUGUUCUUCGGUUGAUUAAGGUUCCUAUACCUCUGGUUAUAUUUAUUAUACUGAUAAGUAUUUAUCUUGUCAUCGCACCCGUUAUCUCCUAUCCGAAUAUUGGUUUUCUCAUUGCAUCUAUCAUUUUACUUCUUAGUUUGAUAGUUUAUUAUAUAUUUAUCUUUCGACAAGUCCAACCCAAGUUUAUGAAGAAACUUAAUGGGUCUAUCGAAAAUUUCUUCAAUUUAACCAAAUCAGACAUUAAUAUUGAAACGUAA
Molecule: messenger RNA, 1374 nt
Organism: Adineta ricciae
Lineage: Eukaryota; Metazoa; Rotifera; Eurotatoria; Adinetida; Adinetidae
Source: the annotation of a GenBank genome assembly